Messenger RNA from Oryctolagus cuniculus (rabbit), 1953 nucleotides. The record is from RefSeq and is a predicted model, not a curated record. NCBI's taxonomy places the organism in Eukaryota, Metazoa, Chordata, Mammalia, Lagomorpha, Leporidae.
GUGGCGCCCGCGGCCCCGCCCGCCGGCGCCGGGGUAGUUAAGGCGUCGGCGGCGGUCCGCACUCACAGCGCCGCGGCACGGCCUGGCGAGUGGAGCUUUCUGUGGCCGCUGCGCGACCCCGCCUCCCGCUGCCUCGACCACCAUGCCGCGCUCUUUCCUGGUCAGGAAGCCCUCCGUGCCUCGCAGGAAGCCCAACUACAGCGAGCUGCAAGAUUCGUGUCUGGAACUGGCCUUCCAGCAGCCCUACGACCAGGCCCACCUGCUAGCAGCCAUCCCGCCGCCCGAGGUGCUCAACCCCACGGCCUCCCUGCCCACGCUCAUCUGGGACUCUCUCCUGGCGCCCCAAGGCCAGCCCGUGGGCUGGGCCUCCCUCCGGCUGCAGGAGAGCCCCAGGGUGGGCGAGCUGACCUCCCUGUCGGACGAGGACAGCGGGAAGGGCUCCCAGCCGCCCAGCCCACCCUCGCCGGCCCCCUCCUCCUUCUCCUCCACCUCCCUCUCGUCCCUGGAGGCCGAGGCCUACGCGGCCUUCCCGGGCUUGGGCCAACUGCCCCAGCAGCUGGCGCAGCUCCCGGGGGCCAAGGACCCCCAGGCCCGCAAGGCCUUCCAUUGCAAGUACUGCAGCAAGGAGUACGUCAGCCUGGGCGCCCUGAAGAUGCACCUCCGCAGCCACACCCUGCCCUGCGUGUGCCCGACCUGCGGCAAGGCCUUCUCCCGGCCCUGGCUGCUGCAGGGCCACGUGCGCACGCACACCGGACGCAGGAGCCGGGAGCUGAUGGAGCUGGAGCCAGCGCUCCGGGAGGGAUGAGGGCUCCGCAAGCCACGGCUCCCUCCGCCGGCCGAACCUCAGCACCGCGCCUACCUUGCUUUCUGCCGAGGGGCGCCCGUUCCCAAGCACAGCACCUGUUAGCCCCACGUGCACGGAAGAGCUCGCUGGCUGUCUAAUAAGUGAGAAAUGCGACCUUGACGUGAACAAGGCUACGCCCCCCAGAAACACCGACAGCCUUUCAGUGUCUCUGGGACUGUGUGUUCUUGUUUGGGGUAGGCGUGUGAAAGAGUGCUUGGAGAAUGAGGGUCGGGUCCUCUCUAAGACUUACUUACUUGGCAAGCACUUACUGAGCACUUGCUGUAUACUCAGCCCCACGUCCCAGUCCUAACCCAGCCUUGGCCAGGCAGGGGUGGGUCAGGGCUGCAGAAUCUUGGGAGUCCAGGCCCUGGACUAGGCUGACUGGGGUCAGAGCGGGAGACCUGGGGUUACUGUGGUGCAGUAGGUGCUGGGAGGGAGGCGGGUGGCCGCAGGGCCAGAGGAGAGGCCUCGCCCGCCUGGGGCGGGGUGGGCAGCCCCUUAACAGGCUGUUAAGACAAAGUGAACCCGAGUGACCUCUGGACGGAUGGCUCCCGCGGUUAAAGUCAGGGGGCGCUGCAGUCCUGGGUGACCCUCAGCCUGCCCCUUCACCCGUGCCUCAGUUUUCCCGUCUCUAAGAUGGAACAGCAGUAGCCUCCAUCAGCCCAGCCCCGUGCUGGCUGAGCACGUGAACUGAUGCGGAUUAGUACUUAACCCUGCCCCUGUGUGUGUGUGCUUGGGGGGAUGAGUGGCCCCAUUGUACAGAUGAGAAAGUGGAGGGUCGGAGAAGCCAGACAGCUUGCUCAAGGUUGCACAGUGCGGAGGACGCAGAACUCCCGGUCAGAUCCAGGCCUUUAGGUACCAGCUGCGUGUCUGGCCCGGGCCUGGUCUUCCCGGGGUCACGGGGUUCUUGCCGGCUUGGCAUUCUGCCUCGAGUCUCACCAGCUCCUCCUGGCUUUCUGUCCGCAGGCGAGAAGCCCUUCUGCUGCUCACUCUGCAGCCGCGCCUUCGCCGACCGCUCCAACCUGCGCGCCCACCUGCAGACACACUCGGAGGUCAAGAAGUACCAGUGCCAGGCCUGCGCGCGGACCUUCUCCCGCAUGUCCCUGCUG